Molecule: messenger RNA, 1702 nt
Organism: Diachasma alloeum
Lineage: Eukaryota; Metazoa; Arthropoda; Insecta; Hymenoptera; Braconidae
Gene: nau
Product: myogenic-determination protein
Exons: 5
Coding region: 356-1243 (295 amino acids)
Biological process (GO): positive regulation of myoblast differentiation; regulation of transcription by RNA polymerase II; muscle organ development
Molecular function (GO): RNA polymerase II cis-regulatory region sequence-specific DNA binding; protein dimerization activity; DNA-binding transcription factor activity, RNA polymerase II-specific
Source: RefSeq, a predicted model, not a curated record
UCGUGAUUGUCGGACCCGGUCUACACUGUCAGAGGCGUCAUAUUCACAUUCUCAAGAACAUUUUUCAUUAUUUUCAAGGGAAACGAAAAAAACAAAUCGCAAUUUUUUACUCUUCCAUUUUUUGGACAGUUGAAAAGAAAAUUAUUCAGUGAAUAAACAUAAGUUUAGUGAUUGAAUAAUCGAUUGAUUAGUUAUUCGAUUGAUAGCAGAAACAGUGGAGUGUGUGAAGUGCUGCGAUAAAAUAAAAUUUCAUGAAUUGUGAUUGAUUGAUUGAAUGAUCGAUACUAUGAGUGUUGUGAAGUACUAGAUAAAAAAUAAGUGCUGGUGAUAUUUCAAGACGUAAACACCCUGUGAAAUGAUGACCCUUAUGACAGACGUGGGAAGCUAUCCCUAUGAAACGAGGCCCUCGUGCGAUACUUACCAUUCACAUCACCAUCACCAUCGGCACUUUUACAGUUCACCGGAGGCUGAAUAUUUUCCGAGUUAUGGAGGUGAACGGGAUAGGGAGGAGCAGCAGAGAACGACUAGUGCAGAUGGAAGUGCUGCAUCACCGGAGAGCAUUGCUUCUGGUCAUUAUCGGCAUGAUCAGCUAAGAUCACAAUCACACUAUCUCCCAGACUCUGACGACGCAUCGUCAAUCCUGUCCGCAGAUGCGUCGGGAGAUCCAGAGUCGGCUUCAGCAGACGGUGAUGAGACGACUAAUGAAAGUGAGAGUGUAGAACACGUGCCACACCCCCACGUACUGGACGCAAGUUCACCCCAUGGGCCACGAAGGUGCCUGCUGUGGGCCUGCAAAGCAUGUAAAAAGAAGACAGUGACGGUUGACAGGAGAAAAGCGGCGACGCUGCGUGAGAGGAGAAGGUUGAGGAAGGUGAACGAGGCAUUUGAAGUACUGAAGAGGCGGACGAGUAACAAUCCUAACCAGAGAUUGCCCAAGGUAGAGAUAUUGAGAAACGCCAUUGAGUACAUCGAGAGCCUCGAGGCACUACUCCAGGGCAAUAGAUCGACGACUGGUCAGGAUCACGUCUCGGAAAAUACCAGUGGUGAAUCGCCGCAGUAUGUCACCGACAGACUACGUCAAUUUUCGGAUCCACUGGCGAGGUUUCAGCCGAUCAACGGCUUCACAGGGGCAGAGAAUUCACCCAAUCAGAGCAGUGGGAGCAGCCUUGACUGCCUCAAUAUGAUUGUGCAGAGCAUAAGUGGAGAGUCCAAUGAUAAUAGUCAUUAUCCACCUCAUAAUUGAAUUAUCAACAGUAUUAAAUGCCAGUUGUUUUUUUAUUUCGUGGAACACGUGGACCUGAUUACCAUGGCUAUUUCUAGAUGAUCAACAGAACCAAAUGAGAGACAUUUCUGUUCAGUGACUUAACUAUUCAGAGGGGAAUUAAUUGUAAGGCUGAAGAAUAAGCAAUGCCAAAUAAUAUUGCCAAAGAAAUUGACAGAAGGAAAACGCAUCGAGUGAUGUACAAUAAAAAACUGGGGAGACUAUUUUACUGCUUUUUUAUAGUAAAAAUUAUGAAUUCAACUCUCUGGAAAAUUGACAGAGGAGUUGAUCAAUAAAUUAGUCAUUAAUUUAAGUGAAUGCAUAGUUGAAGAAUCCAAGAUUCUGUUUCGGUGUAUUCUCGAUUCGAUAACAGGGGUACCAAAUUGCUCAAGAUUUAUGUAAAUAUCAAUCACAAUGACAAUAAAAAAUACUUGAAGACGA